Mollisia scopiformis is the source of this 1082-nucleotide messenger RNA. RefSeq lists its product as uncharacterized. Gene Ontology annotation, molecular function: hydrolase activity, hydrolyzing N-glycosyl compounds. The record is from RefSeq and is a predicted model, not a curated record. The coding region runs from base 427 to 1023 and encodes 198 amino acids. The transcript has a single exon. NCBI's taxonomy places the organism in Eukaryota, Fungi, Ascomycota, Leotiomycetes, Helotiales, Mollisiaceae.
CCUAACAUAGUUGUCAUCGCGGACCUUGCCAAAGAUUACGACGAUUUGACGGCAAUGAUUGUCUUGAAAGAGCUUCACCGACUCGGUCUGAUCGAACUCAAAGGUUUUGUUGCAAACUUGAUGCCAGCGGAAGAACGGGCUCGAUAUGGCAGAGGAGCACUUGACCUACUCGGUCUCGAGAAGAUCCAAAUUGCCAUCGGCACUGACGGAUCUCCUAUCAACCAUGAGGUACACUCCUACUAGUUCGGGGGCGGAUUCUCAGCCGCAGUCGAACUUCCAUCGGGAACUGAGCUUCUCGAACGAAUCUGCGAUAACGCAAAAACAAAUAACGAGAAACUCACCUUCCUCAUCAUCUCCUCCCUCAAAGACGUCUCCGAAUUGAUAGACUCCUACCCUGACCUCGAAUCCGUGAUAUCCAACGUCGUCAUGCAAGGUGGCUACUUUACGAAUCCCCUCGAGCCCGACAUGUCUGCGGCAAACAACAGAUUCGACCCGAUUGCCGCAGCACAGUUCCACAUCUGGCUCGAAGAGAAGCACAUCAAGUCCACCGUCUACACCAAAGUCGCCGCGUUCGCCACUCCUCUUACGACCGAACUUUUCCAUGCUUUAUCAGCAACUAGCCAUGUACUCGGUACCCAUCUCCUUGAUACACAACAAGCGCAAGAUAUUCAAUUCUACCGCGACGCUGUAACUGGAACUGGAGGGUUCAUGACCCCCGAAUUCUUCUUGAGGAAUAAAACAUCGUGGUUCGAUACCCACGAUGCAGGGGAUACCUACCCAGACGCAGCAGGAAAUGAGAUCGUCCUGUAUCUGACGAAAGUAGUUGCUUAUGAUGCAUUGGCUGCGUUAGGAGCUGCGGGACAAGAUGUUCUCGUGGAGUGGGGGGUCAAGAAGAGUAGUCGGGAAUUGCAUGAGGUUGUUGGGACCGCUGGACCACUGGGAAGUGCAGGUAUUGAUGGAAAGAAGAUGGCUAGGGCAUUAAGGGCGCUUUUGAGGGUGGGCUUGUUGACCUCUUUGCCGUAGACGGCUUUUGGAGAGCAGCUUUGAGUGUUUCUUUAUCUUUUGGCUGAGUUUGAUGCCUG